Messenger RNA from Parascedosporium putredinis, 639 nucleotides. The record is from the annotation of a GenBank genome assembly. NCBI's taxonomy places the organism in Eukaryota, Fungi, Ascomycota, Sordariomycetes, Microascales, Microascaceae.
AUGCUCUCAUUACAGGGUUCCUUCCCCAACAAUUACGAUCACCGCCCCACCUCCUCCUACGACCCGCAGGCCCGUUCAAAUCGGAAGCGGAAAGCAGACCCGCAAGACAACGAGAGGUUAUCAAAGCGACUGGGUCGUUUGAACAUCGGGCCGAACCUCAAGAGGCUUUAUGCAACGGUAGAAGACGAUACCUCGGCGAACCAGGCGGCGCAUUCUCUGCCACCGUACAACCAGCCACUAGGCGCUGGCCAUGGCCAUGGCCUCGAUGAUCAAGGCUCGAGGUGCACGGGAGAGCACAUGCAAAUGGACGACUCCAAGCACAAGGUGUACAUCUACAACAUUGACGACGAGCUCUCUUCCUCCGAGAGCGAAGCCGAAGAGGGCAGGCUCAUCUUUCUUCCCGACAUAGAAAAGGCCCUUCGAGCCAACCGCAUCCCCCGUUUCCUCUAUAAUGUGCCCGCCUCCUUGACCAUCGCGCCUGAGCAUGAUAACGUACGCAAGGCCAUUGUUGAGGCGAGGCAGCGUGCCCGCGAAAGGCAGCGGCGCAACAGCUCGGGCUAUACGGAUUCAACGCCUUCGACUCCUGCAGCGUCGUCUAACUAUGGCAAUACCGACGAUGAUGUCAUGGAUCUCUCCUAG